This is a messenger RNA of Closterium sp. Yama58-4, 786 nucleotides long. The record is from the annotation of a GenBank genome assembly. Lineage: Eukaryota; Viridiplantae; Streptophyta; Zygnematophyceae; Desmidiales; Closteriaceae.
AUGAUUGGGGAGGAGCCUAGACCGAGUGACCCCACGCUGCAGGAAGAUUGGGACGAGCGCUCCUCGGCUGGCUACUAUUUGAUGUCGCAGAGUUUGGAGCUGAACCAGCGUCACCACGUCAUGCACCUGCUGCCGGAGGUUGAAUGCGGUCCGAAGGCGUGGACCGUGUUGAAGGAGCUGCACGCCCCGACCUCCGUUGUCGCAACGUUGAUGCUGGAGAGGGAGCUGUCCGCGUUGCGCCUGAGCGAGGGAGAGCCGGUGCAACCAGUCCUGGACAAGAUGCGCGACCUCUACGCGAAGUUGGCGACCGCGGGAAUCACCUACCCGGAGCAGACCAAGUGCUUGAAGAUGCUCUCGCUGCUGCCGGAAUUGUGGCUUCAAUUUACGAGCGGAUUGAGCCUGCCGCAGAACCAGAGCUUGUGGACGCUCGAGUGGGUGCGGACGAAGAUUCUGGAGGAGGACUUCCGUCGCCGCCAACUGAGGGGUGGAGACGACGGCAGCAGCGGCUACGGGAUGCAAGGGAGCCGACGUGGCAGAGGACGUGGCUUCGGUGGUGCUGGACGCGGUGCAAAGAAAGACGACGACUCCAACGACCAACAAGGAGGUACCGGUUGGGGUCGCGGUGCGAAAUCUGGACGUGGGGGCAAGUCGGGUGCUGGUGGCAAAAUGAAAGGGAGUUGCUGGUAUUGUGAGAAGGAAGGGCACCCCUGGUUUUUGUGCUAUAAGAAACCCGAUGGCGGCGCGCGGAGGAAUGGAAAAACGGCCCAACGUUGGUUAAGGGCCUAA